AAACCCUAGAGCAUUUUCGCGAUGGCGAGGUCGAGGAGCGCCAAUGCGGCGGUGGGGCUAGGGUUCGCCGCCUUCGCGCUGGCGAUGGGAGCUCUUCCAUUCUUCAUCAGCAAAUGGAAGACUGCGCCAAUCAUUGAUGCAAACAAGCCGCUCUCUAGAAGUGCUAUAAUGAGAGGACCUUAUGUGAACAGUGGCUCUCGCGACGUUGGACCCGACCCCAAGAGUGGAACUUACGACUAAAGAGAAGGAAAAGAGGAAGACCAAGGAAGAAGAAUAAGAAGAAGUGGAGGAAGAACAAGGUGGUGUAGAGAGGAACUAGGCAGAGAUGCACAACAGGGUAGCGUCGUUUUGCGUCAUGGGCGAUCUCGUCAGGCGUGCUCAGUGCCAGAGUUUUCCUGGGCAGUGUCAGGGGAUGAAACUUCGACGUCCCAGGCUGGGAGAAUUCCGGGUGGCGAGACGAGCGUUCUGCUCCAACGCACUGACAGUGGUGAAUGCGCUCACGGUGGUCGACGCUCUCACGGUGGUGGAGCCUCCGGCUUCUCAUACACUUCGUCCGGGGCUUGGGAACACGUUUCUAUCUCGCAGCCAGAGACGCAUAGGACUGAAGAAGGAUCCGGCCAGUGACAAGUACGCGAUUGUGAGGCAGGCUCGUCAGGAGGCAAUAGCUGCUUACAUUCCGGCGUAUCCAGUCCCGCCUAGAGCUCGUGCCGACGCGGAAGAUGGUGAUGCAGCGUUGAUUUGUCCGGGAUGUGGUGUCUACAUGCAAGACACGGAUCCCUUGCAGCCGGGAUACUUUAGAGUUCCUAUCAAGCUCGACGUCCAGAUUGACCGAGAUGUUAUUACGCCGGAAGAGAUGGCGAGGCUAGAAGCGACUUGCGGAGAGCCAGUGCCAGGGCCGCCGGAAAAGAAGAAAGAAGCUGACUCUAGCUACUCUUACUUCGAGUUCGUCAAAGGAGAGAUGACAGAGAAGGAGUACCGGGAGUUCACUCCCCCGAGUGACUACCACAAGAAUGACGUGAAGAGUCUGGAGGAGACAUGGGAGGAUAUCAUCGACGGGGCUGAGGAGGCGGAUGAAAGGAAGAAACGGAGAGAUAUGUUGAAGUCGUUCAAGCGCGAGAAGCCGUCUGAGGAACGGCUUGUGGUGUGCGCGCGGUGCCACUCGCUAAAGUACUAUGGGCGCGUGAAAGAGAAAACAGCCGAGACGCUACUUCCGACGUUCGACUUUGACAAGAUGGUCGGCCAGCGCUUGAAAACAGCUUAUGGUAAACGAGCCGUCGUUCUCAUGGUCGUCGAUUCAUCAGACUUCGACGGCUCUUUUCCUCGACAAGUCGCCAAGUUGAUCUCUGAGGUUGAGGCACAGAUGGCUGCUACUUACAGAACUGGAUUUACCGGUAACUCGCCUCGACUGAUAGUCGCUGCAACGAAAGUCGACUUGCUGCCCCCGCAGCUCUCACCGAUGCGGCUGGAACAGUGGAUAAGGAAGAGGGUGAUCAUUGGCGGAGCUCCUCGGCCGACUGCAGUCCAUCUUGUGAGCGCGACAAAGAACUGGGGUGUACAGGCACUGACCGAGAGGAUCACAAAAGUUGCUGGGCCUCGAGGCGACGUAUGGGUUGUCGGAGCUCAGAACGCUGGGAAAUCUUCGCUCAUCAAUGCUCUGGCACGUUUCAACGUUGGGAAGCACGAGAGCCGCCUCACUGAGGCGGCACAUCCAGGGACUACGAUCGGAAUCCUCAAGAUAACAGGGAUCCUCCCGCAGAACAUCAAGCUCUACGACACGCCCGGCAUUUUCCACUCGCACCAGCUCACGAUGCGGCUCAACGAGGAGGACUUCAAGAGCGUCCAGAUGCGAAAGGAGCUCAAGCCCAGAACCUUCCGCAUAAAGGUUGGCCACAGCAUCCAAGUGGGAGGAUACUUGAGACUGGAUCUCUUAGAAGCUCCCGCCCGCACGAUAUACAUGACAGUGUGGGCGUCACCUUUCAUCUCGUUGCACAUGGGAAAGACCGAGCGUGCGCUCGAUGUUUUCAAGAAGCAUAUCGGCGUGGAGCUCAAGCCUCCUUCGAGCCUGAAAAGCUGGAUCGAGCAGGGACAAUUCGUAUCUCAAAAGUUUCGAGUCCAUGGCGACGACUGGGAAGCGAGCACGGUAGAUAUCGCGGUCGCGGGACUGGGCUGGGUGGGCCUGGGACUUAAAGGCGAGGCAGUCAUCGAGGUGUGGACAUACGAGGGGGUGGCGGUCUCCACGCGAGAGGCUCUGGUGUACGACUACGCACGGAUUUUCGAGACUCCUGGUUUCACGAUCGUCCACCAGACCGAGGAGAAGCCAAAGAAGAGGCCGUCGAAUGCAGAGACGGGCUUCAACCGGCGAGAGGACAGAUGGGCCAGGGAAAAGAUGAAAGCUGGGCCUAAACCGAAGGCUCUGGAGACACCAAAGGCGGAGCUGGAGGGCGAGCCGAUGGAGCUCUGGUGAUAACGAAAGGAGGGAGCAACGUCGAAAAAACAAAACAAAAGGAGGGAGAUGCAAAGAUCCGUGGGUUCCAGGCAUCCUUAAAAAUCACACACAACACAGGUGGCUUGUUUCAAUGAUCUCCACUCGCUACUCCCUGGUGGGAUCGUGACAAAGUCAUAUCUCUCGAGAAGCCGCCAAGACGAGAAAGUAGAAAGAGCAAUGACGCGAUCAAAAGGACCGGGGCUUGUCAAAGAGGACCGGGCUUGUCAAGAUCAUGCCCUGUUCUUCGAGGUAUAGCUUUUCUCUCUCGAGAAUUCACGGGUUUUUCUUCCAGAGCUAUCUUACUGUUUGGAGAGCUCUUUGGGGAGAUGCUUCUAGUGGCUACGAAAGCUAUCAUCCAUUGCUAAGUAUGCCAGCACUUAAAGCAAUGCACAGGUUCUCUUCUAUCUCUAUCUCUCUCUUAUAUUUUUUGUGGACUUUUAUUUGAGUGAGAGGUGCUUGUGUGACAUGUCUUCCACUGGAAAGCCAAAGCCAAGUUUCCUAGUUGACAAAGGGAAGAAAAGUAACAUCUAACUCUAGUUUCUAGGAGAGUUUAUAAAAUCUUGGUGAGGCAUGGCUCCA
Messenger RNA from Selaginella moellendorffii, 3064 nucleotides. RefSeq names its product GTP-binding protein BRASSINAZOLE INSENSITIVE PALE GREEN 2, chloroplastic. Bases 326 to 2464 code for a protein of 712 amino acids. The record is from RefSeq and is a predicted model, not a curated record. Lineage: Eukaryota; Viridiplantae; Streptophyta; Lycopodiopsida; Selaginellales; Selaginellaceae. Gene Ontology annotation, molecular function: GTP binding. Gene Ontology annotation, cellular component: mitochondrion. The transcript is spliced from 5 exons.